This is a messenger RNA of Durotheca rogersii, 3550 nucleotides long. Its product is annotated as DUF1708-domain-containing protein. NCBI's taxonomy places the organism in Eukaryota, Fungi, Ascomycota, Sordariomycetes, Xylariales, Xylariaceae. Bases 265 to 3381 code for a protein of 1038 amino acids. The record is from RefSeq and is a predicted model, not a curated record. The transcript is spliced from 6 exons.
AUGUUAUUAUUACUUACCACUUGAUACCCAACCCCCACUCCCUGUCAACGCAAAUUGGACAGUUCUUCCUCUUCCCUCACAAUCAUCCCAUAUGUUAGUUAGCCCGUGCUGCAGCGAGGGAGAAAAAAAAAACAUUGACCGCCUGCCAAAAACCACUGAUUCGGGUGUCUCGCUCUCCCUUCCAUUCUUCGACUUCAACCUACAUGGUGUAAACCCGGAAUUUCUUAACCCAUCCAGACGUCGACCUCGAGUCUGCCAAUCACGAUGCCGAGCCUCUUUUCGAGAAUAAGGGGCAAAGACAACCCUUCGAAACUGAAGUCUAGGAAAAACCCCCAUCUCGACAACUUGACUCACCAAUUGUCCCAUAGGCCACGGUGGGAGGACGCAUACACCAGGACGUCGGUAGAACCGGAGGAAGUCCAAGAGCUCGUUGCGCGUUGUACGGAGGAACUCAAAGCCAGAGCCCUCGAUCUUCCCUUUCUUCUUCUCCCUUUUCGCCCGACUUCUGACCCUAGCGCUGUGCGCACCUUUAUCCGCCACUUCUUCGAUGGCGAUCAGAACCUGUCUGGUGACCCUCUUGCCCAAGAGUUACGCAUGGUGGCACCCAUGGUCAUCUCUGGCGUUCUUAAAUGGUGCUGGAGCAGGCUGCCGGGCGGUCUCGUAGGCUGGGAUGCCUACGAGCUGUUCAAGGUCGGCGAGCAAGACUCGAACAUGGCUCGCGACUCCUUUUCGACCUUUAUUCCGCUAAGCGUGGAAAACCAAGCGCGCUCUCACAUCAUUUUCGACUAUUUCGAUCUGCUCUCAGCUAUCGCGGCACACGGUAAAUCGAACGGCCUCAGCGGCCGCAAGCUAUCCCGUAUGGCGGCGUGGUGGGCCUUUGAAUAUGGGGAUACGGGUAGUGGUUUCGAGGGCGGAUAUAAGUCGUGGCUGAGCGCUGCGGAUGCGACGAGCCACCUGUUCUUCGCCUAUUUAAGGUCCCUCUCUCCCCAACAGGCUCGUGCAGGUAUAUCCAUGCUUCCGAUGUCCUUGCAGAAACUACUGCAGGAAACCGAGUACCCCCCGCAAACGCCGUCAUUGAUGAUGUCGUCGACGUAUAAGGUGGUUAUGAUCGUGGAAACAGUGUCUCCGACGCCGUUUGCGCUCCUGCGCCGAGCCAACAACUUCCAGUACCGGGAUGACGACAGAGCGCUCCGAGAAUUCUCGGAAUACGAAGACCCCGUGACCGCCCUGACCGAGGAAUGUCGGAGAGUUCUUAAAGCGAUUUCUCUUGCGAACCAGUCUCACGUGUCCAGCUCCAAGCAUUCUACUGGCCUUCGGGAUGCUUCGUGGUCGCGCUUCGAGGACAUCGGCUUCGGAGAUGCCCUGGAGGAAGAGGAUGAGGACGCAGAGUUGGCCAAGAUUAGCCAGGCACGCAAUCCUCGUGGACUGCGGACUAUGCCUGCGUCGGGGGCCAACCUGGGGAGACCAACGACGCCCUCCUGGGCAGAUUUUCUAUCCUCUGGAUUCGUCAAUGAUUCGCCCAAUAGCCCCACGAAUCUCCUGUUACCUCCGGACAAGAUCCUACCGCCAAUCGAGACAGCAGUCAGGCAACGGAGCUCGCAGUCGCACCGCCCGCGCCUAGAGAGCGAUCGUAAAUUGGAGCCCGCAGAACUCGCCAGCAUCACUCGAAUCGACCUGGACGACGCGUUCUGGUGGGUGUGGAUGAAUAGUUUAGCUCCUGAGGAAACUGCAGAUCGCAAAUCUGCCUUUGGCCGAUGUACCGUUCUCGAGACCGUCAUCCGCGAGGGCCGGUGGCUCUUGAUGGAAGAGAUGGUGAAAGGUGCGGCCCCUGAACUCGAUGCCGGAGCUUAUAUCGCGGAGAAGAAGGGGUUCUUCAGUUGGACGAGGCGCAACAAAGGCGUCACUCGUAGCAAGUCGUCUGCGAAGCCGGGCACCGAUAAUCGUCUGAGGCCCGGUGUACCGGCUGGUCUUGGCUCGAGUAAGACGAGCAUCGGGCCUGAUCAACAAGCCAAGAUCCAGGCAGCCGCACAGAGACUACAGGCAAAACAACUUCAGGAAAAGCAGCCGGAACCCAAAAUUGAGCGGCGCGGGCGUACAGACGUUGAGCUAAUGAAGGAAAAGACUAACAGCGUCCUUACCCUACAGCCGAGCAUCAUGAAUGCAGCUUCGCCAGCGAUGAAGUGGGCGAACAAGUACGAUAAAGAAGCUAUUCGCGAAGCCUAUCUGGGAAAUGCAUUUGCCGGCCGUGGUGUGUCUCAAACAUCACUUUUAGCGUCUAACCCUGCCGGCGCGAGUGGACCGGCAGCUAAUGGCAGCGGUCCCAAUCCGGACGCCGUAGAACACGCCCCGUCUUCGGCUGCUGUGCCUCAAGGCUCACCAGAGCCCGAGCAAAAGCCAGCGGCAUCAGGUGGUACCCCGGCUCAAACCCCGGCUCCAGUUCCCGAGAAGAAACCGAAUCCCCUCAAACCUAUCCGUACUGCUGAGCGUUUGGAACCCGCCGGCCGGAACUCGCCGUUGCCCCCCACUCCACGUGCAGAGGAGAGCAUGGAGGCGACUCGGGAAAACAUGCUCUCUCCCGAGCCGGUCAGCCCUGAUAACAAAAAACACAAGAAGCUGCACAAGGAGGAAAAGAAACCCAGCGGUUUCAAGAAGCUGUUUAGUCGAAACAAGAAUCGACAAUCCAAGCUGCCAGAGAAUGCCGCUGCUGAAGUGAACAAAAUGCUAGCUGCAAAUCCGCCUCAAACGCCCGAGGCGGCCGGCGCCCCUUCUACGGCACCCGCGGCACAGCGCUCGCUACCCGCCCCUCCGGAUGCAGCUCAUUCUGACGCCAGCCUCAAGACCCCUAGGGAACGACCCGAGGACAAGACACCCACGCAGACACCCAUCACACCGGCGGGCCCCGAGCCGGCGUACGACCCAUCGAUCGACGACAAUCUUUCUCGCGUUGAUACCGCGGAUGCCGCCGAGGCUCGCCACGAAUUUUCUCGCUUCGAUCAAGGUCCGCUCCUAGACCAACCCGCCUUCGUCCCCGAUGAGGAUCAAAGCGUUGACAGCGCUGCCCCGCCGCCGAUCGCUAGGCACCCUAGCCGACAUCCCCCGGCUGAGCAGGACGACGACGUAGGUGCGCCGUCACCGACCGUUCCGAGGCAGGACCGAUGGGCCGCUAUUCGGAAAAACGCGGCCGAUCGCGCCGCCCGACAGAGCGAGGAGCAGAGUCGAGGUGCAUACAGCAAGACCACAGACGGCGAUGACACUAGCGGCAGUGGUGAAGAGACCAUCGAGUCCCGUGUGGCGCGCAUCAAGGCCCGUGUUGCCGAGUUAACGGGUAACAUGGAGGGUACCUCCGGACCCGGAACUCCAACCCCUCCUAGACGCCGCUAGAGUUGGUUUCUCAGGAUGAGGAAUUGGCUCUAAAACGACGCGGAUCAUUUACUCCCAUUCCUCGGGUCGUCUCCAACACAUCUCAUUACUCUCAUUUGUAGCAUCCGGCAUAACCCGCAUUGGAUGCUCUUUAAUACGCCUAGUUUUUCUUUUAAACUUCGUCUAUCCC